This is a messenger RNA of Henningerozyma blattae CBS 6284, 750 nucleotides long. Its product is annotated as HAD family hydrolase. The record is from RefSeq and is a predicted model, not a curated record. Gene Ontology annotation, molecular function: 2-deoxyglucose-6-phosphatase activity; beta-phosphoglucomutase activity. Bases 1 to 750 code for a protein of 249 amino acids. The transcript has a single exon. NCBI's taxonomy places the organism in Eukaryota, Fungi, Ascomycota, Saccharomycetes, Saccharomycetales, Saccharomycetaceae.
AUGACUAUUAAAUCUAAUUCAAUUAAGGUUAAUUAUUGUCUUUUCGACUUAGACGGUACUAUUGUUAGUACUACCGUAGCUGCAGAAAGAGCUUGGAGAAAAUUGUGUGCAAAACAUAAUGUUGAUCCAGAAGAUCUUUUUCAACAUUCUCAUGGCUCUAGAACUACUGAAAUGCUUGCUAAAUUUUUCCCAGACAUUGACAAUACUGAUAAUAAAGCAGUCAUUGCUUUGGAAACCUCUAUGGCUAACGACUAUUUAGAUACUGUAUCUUUAAUUGCAGGUGCUAAGGACUUAUUAUUGAACUUAGAUCAAGAUACUUCAACAAAUUCUAAAGUGGACACAAGAAAAUGGGCUAUUGUUACAUCCGGCUCUCCCAAUUUAGCAUUUUCCUGGUUUAAGACUAUAUUGAAAGAUAUUGGAAAACCAGAUGUCUUUAUAACGGCAUUUGAUGUCACCAAGGGUAAGCCUGAUCCUGAAGGUUACUCAAAGGCUUCCCUUAAAUUAUGUGAAAAUUUGAAACUAGAUCACGGCUCAACUAAAACUGUAGUAUUCGAGGAUGCACCUGUAGGAAUUAAAGCUGGGAAGGCUAUGGGUGCUUAUACUAUAGGUAUUACAUCUUCUUAUGAUAAGAAGGUAUUGUUUGAUGCGGGUGCAGAUUUUGUUGUACCUGAUUUGAGUGGUGUUAAAGUUACAAAGAAUACUGAUGGUGGUAUUACUCUAGAAAUUAAUAAUGCUCUUUCUCCAAAUUAA